This is a messenger RNA of Acaulospora morrowiae, 379 nucleotides long. The record is from the annotation of a GenBank genome assembly. NCBI's taxonomy places the organism in Eukaryota, Fungi, Glomeromycota, Glomeromycetes, Diversisporales, Acaulosporaceae.
AACCAGUGAUCUCAUGAGUAGCGGCACUCACGAAUUUCACGUUCUAAUCGAAAAAGGUUGUACUUGUGCGUGGGUUGGUGUUUGUGACGAAAGGCUUGAUUUAUCUACUUUUGCUGGAUCACAACAAUACGGAUGGGUUUUGGGUUCAGGUGGAUCCUAUUAUCAUAAUAACUCAGGCAACACUGAUAUUCCAAAUUUCACACGGGAUAAUGUGGAAAUCAUUAUUCACCUAAACAUGGAUAAUAAGACGGUCGCUUUUUCAGUUAACGGUACAAGAUAUCCACCGGUCACAUCAUGGACUAAUCUUCCAUCAAAACUUUAUUUUGUUGCCUCACUUAUAUAUCCGGGAAAGUUCAAAAUUUUACGACCAAAGGAUUAA